GACAGUCGCCUGCGGGGCGUCGGGGGCUGAGCCAUGGGGAAGCUGCUGGCGCUCGCCAUCGUCGGGGUCCUGGGCGCCUUGAUCGGGGAAAGGCUGAUGGGAUUUCGACAUAGAUUGUGUGCCUCGCGAGAAUAUAAACCGAAGCGGCUUACAAACUGCCACCUUAUAAAAGGAAUUGAAACUGGCUCGGAAGAUAUUGACAUACUUCCUAAUGGCCUGGCUUUCAUUAGUUCUGGUUUGAAAUACCCCGGGAUAGUAUCACUUGCCCCUAAUAAAAGAGGAGAAAUACUUCUGAUGGAUCUAAAAGAAGACAAUCCUCGACCUGUUGAGCUGAGAAUCAGCCGGGGGUUUGAUCUGGCAUCCUUUAACCCUCAUGGGAUCAGCUUAUAUAUUGGUGAUGAUGACACUGUGUACCUCUUUGUCGUAAAUCACCCGCAUCAGAAGUCAACGGUGGAGCUAUUUAAAUUUGUGGAGGACGACAAUUCUCUGGUGCACUUGAAAACGAUCAAACACGAGCUUCUGCCAAGUGUGAAUGAUAUUGUGGCACUGGGUCCUGACAGUUUCUAUGCCACCAAUGACCACUAUUUCACAGAGCUUAUCUUGAUCUACUUGGAAACAUUCCUAGGCCUUACCUGGACAAAUGUUGUCUACUACAGUCCGAAAGAAGUUAAAGAAGUGGCAUCGGGAUUUUACUCUGCCAAUGGCAUUAACAUUUCACCUGACGGGAAGUACGUCUAUGUUGCUGACUUGUUUGGUCUAAGCAUUCACAUCUUUGAAAAGCAUGAGAAUUUGAGUUUAACUCCUCUGAAGGUAUUGCCAGUCGACACUCUAGUUGACAACAUAUCAGUCGAUCCUUCCACCGGAGACCUUUGGCUGGGAUGCCAUCCCAAUGGCAUGAAACUCAUCUCCCAUGAUCCAGAAAACCUUCCUGGUUCAGAGGUUCUACGUAUCCAGGGCAUCCUUUCUGAGAAGCCUGUAGUCACCCAAGUGUAUGUCGACGACGGGUCAGUAAUCCAGGGGUGCUCAGUUGCAAACGUGUACGACAAUCAGCUGCUUAUCGGCACCGUGUUUCACAGAGCUCUUCGCUGUGAACUGUAGUUUGCUCAUCCUGGACUUUGUCACAGCGGAAAAGGUCAGCCUUAAUCUGAGCCAAGCUUCCUACCAGAUGCAGUUCUCAAAUGGCUAACUUCAAAACACUUUGCAAUAAAAGUUGACAAGAAUGUUCCUGGCCUUCCUCACCCACCACCCACUUCAAGAAGGAGGUAACACAAGAAAAAAUACGUUUUAGAAAAGAAAAGCAGCAACAUUGGAAGAUUAUGUUGACUCCUUUUGACAGUGUAAUUGAACAGAGAACCUCAAGUAAUGCCUGCAUCCAUAAAGAAAUGGAUGCUAAUUUGCGAUUUUCUGGAUGACCAUUGAUGACUUUAUUGGUGGGAGUGAGUGAUUUGUUGGUGGGUUGGGGGGAAUCAAAGAUAAUCCUUAAUGACUAAUUGAUGCUGCUGCUGGAGGAUUUUGCUUUCAUCUAAAAGGUUCCCAAGGACAUUUGAGACCUCAUGCAUGCCGAGUUGCUCCUCUUCCUGUAUCACCUUUUCCACUGUUAAGGAAAUCUUUAUACUUAGCAAUUAUGCCUUUCUGUCAUUCCUAGGAAGAGGCACAUUUAAUGCCUGCUUCAAACGUGACAUGAAGAGGGAUGGAUCUGAUUCCACUCCGUCUAUAGAUACAGAGCUCUUGCUCUCGCCCUCUCUUUUAAAAAGAGCAAUAAUUGCACCUAUCAGCUGCCCCAAAGGAAGUGGAGAUGGGUCUAAAUCCAUUCCCCACUCCUCUUUCUGAAUAUCUGAUAGGUGCACAGUCUGCAUUUUAAAACAAGAAUUCCAUGUGCCUCCCCAACCCAGGAGAGGAACCAUGUGCAGAGCAGCAAUUGUUCCUCAUCUGGCAAGGAAUAUGCAAGUGAAAGUCUGCAUUCUGACACACAUGACACAUAGCUGCAUUAGGGCUAGUCUCUUUUUCUGAAAAGAGCACCAUGCCACUGCCCUGCAGUGCUGUGGGAUAAUGUCCCCAAACCUCUUCUAUAUAUCUGGAGAGAAGAAGCAGGUGAGCUCAGAGAUAGGAACACGCUUUGCACCCGAAAUGACCCAGGUUUGAUUGCUGGCAUCUCCAGGUAAGCAUGGGAGAUUUCCCAGUUCUGAAUCGAUGGCGAGCUGCUGCCAUUCAGUGUACACACUACUGAGCUAGAUGGGCCCAGUGGUCUGACUGUAUCUCUGUUCUUGGGUUCUUGCCCAAGCACCAGCUUUUCAGCCCCAAAGCACAGCUUUCGCUCACAUCACAGUUCACAAGUAUAGAAAGUGUUUGUCCCACUGGCAGUUUGCUCAUCGGAUAUCAUCUGUGUCAUCAAACAGCAGCAGAAGAAGCUGGGUAAUGUCUUUCGGAGGGUAGAAGUCUGUUGGUUUUUCCUUUCUCCUUUCCUUUUGCAGGUGAGAAGGAGAAGUUCUUCCUCGCCUUAUUAGCAGUAGCCUGGCAAUAACCUGGCAGAGAGCCUAGAACAAGCUGUCACCUAUGCAAUCAACUUUAUGCAAGGGGUAUAAUGCAGGGAUAUUGCAGUAUGUUCUACUCUUAUCGCAGAGGCUGAUUUUUAACUUAAAAGUUGGCUGCCAAAUGAAUUGCUCAACUGUAUAGAUCAAGUCAAUUAGGUUUCUUAAUAAAGUAAGUAAACAACA
Molecule: messenger RNA, 2714 nt
Organism: Podarcis muralis (Common wall lizard)
Lineage: Eukaryota; Metazoa; Chordata; Lepidosauria; Squamata; Lacertidae
Product: serum paraoxonase/arylesterase 2-like
Biological process (GO): response to toxic substance
Cellular component (GO): extracellular region
Molecular function (GO): arylesterase activity
Source: RefSeq, a predicted model, not a curated record